AUGUCGGCAGAUAGUGCUGAGAGAUCAGACACUUUGAUCCGAGGUAAUUGCGAAAUGGCUGGUAAAACUUUCAUUGCCUUGUUUGAUACUGGAGCAUCACACUCAUUUAUAGCAUUCAAGAAAGCUAGUGAUUUAGGGUUGAAAAUCGUUAUGUUAGCCUACGACUUAGAAGUGCAUACUGCUACCUCUGAAGCUAUUAUCACUGCAGUUUAUAUCGGAAGGUUCAGGACGACUGGUGGUGGCACAGGGCAUUAUUUGAAUUCUGUUGUGGUGAACUAUAGCGGGAGUGAGUGUCAAGGUUUCAUGCUUUUAACUGCAAGUGUGUUGGGUGAUGAACAAAGUUUGAAUCCGAUUCUAGUUGUAAAUGAAUUUCCAAAAGUAUUCCCCAAGGAUAUACCCGAGUUUCCUCCUUCUCAAGAAAUCGAGUUUGUAAUUGAGCUGGUUCUUGGAGUAGGACCAAUUUCAAUUGUGCCUUACCGAACGUCACCUUUGGAACUGGCUGAACUUCAGGCUUAG
This is a messenger RNA of Arachis stenosperma, 516 nucleotides long. RefSeq lists its product as uncharacterized. The record is from RefSeq and is a predicted model, not a curated record. NCBI's taxonomy places the organism in Eukaryota, Viridiplantae, Streptophyta, Magnoliopsida, Fabales, Fabaceae. The transcript is spliced from 2 exons. Gene Ontology annotation, biological process: proteolysis. Gene Ontology annotation, molecular function: aspartic-type endopeptidase activity. Bases 1 to 516 code for a protein of 171 amino acids.